Megalobrama amblycephala (Wuchang bream) is the source of this 1081-nucleotide messenger RNA. Its product is annotated as low choriolytic enzyme-like. Gene Ontology annotation, molecular function: zinc ion binding; metalloendopeptidase activity. Gene Ontology annotation, biological process: proteolysis. The record is from RefSeq and is a predicted model, not a curated record. The transcript is spliced from 8 exons. NCBI's taxonomy places the organism in Eukaryota, Metazoa, Chordata, Actinopteri, Cypriniformes, Xenocyprididae. Bases 86 to 913 code for a protein of 275 amino acids.
AGGUUACUUUUGGCCUGUUGGCCCUGCUCUUCGUCUUCUCUGCUAGAGCUGAGGAGAUGGUAAGACACACACACACACUUGCAUUAUGCACCUCUCUGAUACUAAUUAUUGUUAUAAUGAAGAAUGUAAAAUGGUGAGUUUUGUUUCUUUUCCAUGUUUGUGUUGUGUGUGGUGUUAUGGUUUAACUCACAUUCAGCUUGUUGAGGACAAGUCUGCUGAGCUGUCUGUGUCUGAACUGCUGGACAGAGCCAACAGAGGCAUUGUUCCUGAACCUGAUGAGCCCAAGCUAAUGGAUGACAUUGCUGUGGAUGAGAGAAAUGCUGAUCCCUGCACCUCUACUGGCUGCCUCUGGCCCAAAUACAGCGACGGCAACAUUUACGUACCUUACGUCAUCGCCAACCACUACUCCUCCCGUGAGCUGGAGAUCAUCAAACGUGGUCUGGACUCUUUUUCUUCUGUCUCCUGUAUCCGCUUCUUCCGCCGCAAUAAUGAGAGAGACUAUAUCAGCAUUGAGUCUCGCAGUGGAUGCUACUCGUACGUGGGUCGCCGGGGUAACGCCCAGACUGUGUCUCUGGCCCGUAAUGGCUGCCUUUACCACAAAACUGUGCAGCAUGAGCUGCUCCACGCUCUUGGCUUCAACCAUGAACAGACCCGCAGUGACCGUGACAAUCACAUCCGAAUCCUCUGGGAGAACAUCACUAAUGACAUGAAGUACAACUUCAACAAAAUCAACACUCUGAACCAGGGAACUCCCUAUGACUACAACUCUGUGAUGCAGUACCACAGAACUGCUUUCUCCAAGAACGGAUACCCCACCAUGGUUCCCAUUCCCAAUAGCAAUGCUGAGCUGGGCAAGGCUACUCAGAUGAGCCAGAAUGACAUCAUCAGGCUCAAUAAGCUCUACCAGUGCUGAGCAGUGGAAGUGCAUUCAGCACCCAGACAUGCAGCACAGAGAAAACAAUUCACUGAAGAUCCAAACUCUCACGGAUGGUGUUGACUAAUGUGCUGAACUUGCAUCAUUCUAAGCUAAAUGUAAACCAAUAUAAAUCAAAUAAAAAGAAUUUCUGCGAGUUUCUGUGAA